Messenger RNA from Schistocerca serialis cubense, 5733 nucleotides. Its product is annotated as mucin-4-like. Gene Ontology annotation, molecular function: protein binding. The record is from RefSeq and is a predicted model, not a curated record. Bases 1 to 5733 code for a protein of 1910 amino acids. NCBI's taxonomy places the organism in Eukaryota, Metazoa, Arthropoda, Insecta, Orthoptera, Acrididae. The transcript is spliced from 4 exons.
AUGAAAGACGACAAAUGCAGGAAUCUCGUAGGGGGCACGGUAUCCAAUAUUGGUGUUGCCCAGCUUCCUGCACAAGCAGCAGCAGCAGCAGCAGCUGCAGCUGCAGCUGCCUGGAGCAAAGUCCAGACCAAACCCACGUCCGGUUUCCCACCACGGACGCCACCACUCAAAGAAACAAACACCCUCGAAAACAACUCAGAAACUGCGAUGCUCACGUGCACCACCGUGCGUUCACGAGCCACGUGCAACAGCUGCGCGCACCUGGCCUACUCAGUACUGUGUUCUGUGAUCGCACAGUUGAGUGUAGAUGAAAAACCAGCAGCGACUGAAAAGUCACGGACACCAACAGUCACGGACACCAACAGUCACGGACACCAACAGUCACGGACACCAACAGUCACGGACACCAACAGUCACGGACACCAACAGUCACGGACACCAACAGUCACGGACACCAACAGUCACGGACACCAACAGUCACGGACACCAACAGUCACGGACACCAACAGUCACGGACACCAACAGUCACGGACACCAACAGUCACGGACACCAACAGUCACGGACACCAACAGUCACGGACACCAACAGUCACGGACACCAACAGUCACGGACACCAACAGUCACGGACACCAACAGUCACGGACACCAACAGUCACGGACACCAACAGUCACGGACACCAACAGUCACGGACACCAACAGUCACGGACACCAACAGUCACGGACACCAACAGUCACGGACACCAACAGUCACGGACACCAACAGUCACGGACACCAACAGUCACGGACACCAACAGUCACGGACACCAACAGUCACGGACACCAACAGUCACGGACACCAACAGUCACGGACACCAACAGUCACGGACACCAACAGUCACGGACACCAACAGUCACGGACACCAACAGUCACGGACACCAACAGUCACGGACACCAACAGUCACGGACACCAACAGUCACGGACACCAACAGUCACGGACACCAACAGUCACGGACACCAACAGUCACGGACACCAACAGUCACGGACACCAACAGUCACGGACACCAACAGUCACGGACACCAACAGUCACGGACACCAACAGUCACGGACACCAACAGUCACGGACACCAACAGUCACGGACACCAACAGUCACGGACACCAACAGUCACGGACACCAACAGUCACGGACACCAACAGUCACGGACACCAACAGUCACGGACACCAACAGUCACGGACACCAACAGUCACGGACACCAACAGUCACGGACACCAACAGUCACGGACACCAACAGUCACGGACACCAACAGUCACGGACACCAACAGUCACGGACACCAACAGUCACGGACACCAACAGUCACGGACACCAACAGUCACGGACACCAACAGUCACGGACACCAACAGUCACGGACACCAACAGUCACGGACACCAACACACGGACACCAACAGUCACGGACACCAACAGUCACGGACACCAACAGUCACGGACACCAACAGUCACGGACACCAACAGUCACGGACACCAACAGUCACGGACACCAACAGUCACGGACACCAACAGUCACGGACACCAACAGUCACGGACACCAACAGUCACGGACACCAACAGUCACGGACACCAACAGUCACGGACACCAACAGUCACGGACACCAACAGUCACGGACACCAACAGUCACGGACACCAACAGUCACGGACACCAACAGUCACGGACACCAAGCAGUCACGGACACCAGCAGUCACGGACACCAAGCAGUCACGGACACCAAGCAGUCACGGACACCAAGCAGUCACGGACACCAAGCAGUCACGGACACCAACAGUCACGGACACCAAGCAGUCACGGACACCAACAGUCACGGACACCAGACAGUCACGGACACCAGCAGUCACGGACACCAGCAGUCACGGACACCAGCAGUCACGGACACCAAGCAGUCACGGACACCAAGCAGUCACGGACACCAGCAGUCACGGACACCAGCAGUCACGGACACCAAGCAGUCACGGACACCAGCAGUCACGGACACCAGCAGUCACGGACGACCAGCAGUCACGGACAGCCAGCAGUCACGGACACCAGCAGUCACGGACACCAGCAGUCACGGACACCAGCAGUCACGGACAGCCAGCAGUCACGGACACCAGCAGUCACGGACAGCCAGCAGUCACGGACAGCCAGCAGUCACGGACAGCCAGCAGUCACGGACGCCAGCAGUCACGGACAGCCAGCAGUCACGGACGCCAGCAGUCACGGACGCCAGCAGUCACGGACGCCAGCAGUCACGGACGCCAGCAGUCACGGACGCCAGCAGUCACGGACGCCAGCAGUCACGGACGCCAGCAGUCACGGACGCCAGCAGUCACGGACGCCAGCAGUCACGGACGCCAGCAGUCACGGACGCCAGCAGUCACGGGACGCCAGCAGUCACGGACGCCAGCAGUCACGGACGCCAGCAGUCACGGACGCCAGCAGUCACGGACGCCAGCAGUCACGGACGCCAGCAGUCACGGACGCCAGCAGUCACGGACGCCAGCAGUCACGGACGCCAGCAGUCACGGACGCCAGCAGUCACGGACGCCAGCAGUCACGGACGCCAGCAGUCACGGACGCCAGCAGUCACGGACGCCAGCAGUCACGGACGCCAGCAGUCACGGACGCCAGCAGUCACGGACGCCAGCAGUCACGGACGCCAGCAGUCACGGACGCCAGCAGUCACGGACGCCAGCAGUCACGGACGCCAGCAGUCACGGACGCCAGCAGUCACGGACGCCAGCAGUCACGGACGCCAGCAGUCACGGACGCCAGCAGUCACGGACGCCAGCAGUCACGGACGCCAGCAGUCACGGACGCCAGCAGUCACGGACGCCAGCAGUCACGGACGCCAGCAGUCACGGACGCCAGCAGUCACGGACGCCAGCAGUCACGGACGCCAGCAGUCACGGACGCCAGCAGUCACGGACGCCAGCAGUCACGGACGCCAGCAGUCACGGACGCCAGCAGUCACGGACGCCAGCAGUCACGGACGCCAGCAGUCACGGACGCCAGCAGUCACGGACGCCAGCAGUCACGGACGCCAGCAGUCACGGACGCCAGCAGUCACGGACGCCAGCAGUCACGGACGCCAGCAGUCACGGACGCCAGCAGUCACGGACGCCAGCAGUCACGGACGCCAGCAGUCACGGACGCCAGCAGUCACGGACGCCAGCAGUCACGGACGCCAGCAGUCACGGACGCCAGCAGUCACGGACGCCAGCAGUCACGGACGCCAGCAGUCACGGACGCCAGCAGUCACGGACGCCAGCAGUCACGGACGCCAGCAGUCACGGACGCCAGCAGUCACGGACGCCAGCAGUCACGGACGCCAGCAGUCACGGACGCCAGCAGUCACGGACGCCAGCAGUCACGGACGCCAGCAGUCACGGACGCCAGCAGUCACGGACGCCAGCAGUCACGGACGCCAGCAGUCACGGACGCCAGCAGUCACGGACGCCAGCAGUCACGGACGCCAGCAGUCACGGACGCCAGCAGUCACGGACGCCAGCAGUCACGGACGCCAGCAGUCACGGACGCCAGCAGUCACGGACGCCAGCAGUCACGGACGCCAGCAGUCACGGACGCCAGCAGUCACGGACGCCAGCAGUCACGGACGCCAGCAGUCACGGACGCCAGCAGUCACGGACGCCAGCAGUCACGGACGCCAGCAGUCACGGACGCCAGCAGUCACGGACGCCAGCAGUCACGGACGCCAGCAGUCACGGACGCCAGCAGUCACGGACGCCAGCAGUCACGGACGCCAGCAGUCACGGACGCCAGCAGUCACGGACGCCAGCAGUCACGGACGCCAGCAGUCACGGACGCCAGCAGUCACGGACGCCAGCAGUCACGGACGCCAGCAGUCACGGACGCCAGCAGUCACGGACGCCAGCAGUCACGGACGCCAGCAGUCACGGACGCCAGCAGUCACGGACGCCAGCAGUCACGGACGCCAGCAGUCACGGACGCCAGCAGUCACGGACGCCAGCAGUCACGGACGCCAGCAGUCACGGACGCCAGCAGUCACGGACGCCAGCAGUCACGGACGCCAGCAGUCACGGACGCCAGCAGUCACGGACGCCAGCAGUCACGGACGCCAGCAGUCACGGACGCCAGCAGUCACGGACGCCAGCAGUCACGGACGCCAGCAGUCACGGACGCCAGCAGUCACGGACGCCAGCAGUCACGGACGCCAGCAGUCACGGACGCCAGCAGUCACGGACGCCAGCAGUCACGGACGCCAGCAGUCACGGACGCCAGCAGUCACGGACGCCAGCAGUCACGGACGCCAGCAGUCACGGACGCCAGCAGUCACGGACGCCAGCAGUCACGGACGCCAGCAGUCACGGACGCCAGCAGUCACGGACGCCAGCAGUCACGGACGCCAGCAGUCACGGACGCCAGCAGUCACGGACGCCAGCAGUCACGGACGCCAGCAGUCACGGACGCCAGCAGUCACGGACGCCAGCAGUCACGGACGCCAGCAGUCACGGACGCCAGCAGUCACGGACGCCAGCAGUCACGGACGCCAGCAGUCACGGACGCCAGCAGUCACGGACGCCAGCAGUCACGGACGCCAGCAGUCACGGACGCCAGCAGUCACGGACGCCAGCAGUCACGGACGCCAGCAGUCACGGACGCCAGCAGUCACGGACGCCAGCAGUCACGGACGCCAGCAGUCACGGACGCCAGCAGUCACGGACGCCAGCAGUCACGGACGCCAGCAGUCACGGACGCCAGCAGUCACGGACGCCAGCAGUCACGGACGCCAGCAGUCACGGACGCCAGCAGUCACGGACGCCAGCAGUCACGGACGCCAGCAGUCACGGACGCCAGCAGUCACGGACGCCAGCAGUCACGGACGCCAGCAGUCACGGACGCCAGCAGUCACGGACGCCAGCAGUCACGGACGCCAGCAGUCACGGACGCCAGCAGUCACGGACGCCAGCAGUCACGGACGCCAGCAGUCACGGACGCCAGCAGUCACGGACGCCAGCAGUCACGGACGCCAGCAGUCACGGACGCCAGCAGUCACGGACGCCAGCAGUCACGGACGCCAGCAGUCACGGACGCCAGCAGUCACGGACGCCAGCAGUCACGGACGCCAGCAGUCACGGACGCCAGCAGUCACGGACGCCAGCAGUCACGGACGCCAGCAGUCACGGACGCCAGCAGUCACGGACGCCAGCAGUCACGGACGCCAGCAGUCACGGACGCCAGCAGUCACGGACACACUUCUGGUACUGGACGCGACGGGGCGUCGGGACCCACGAAGAGAGGCAGCGUCUCCUGACGCUGCGUCGACGGCUGCUGAGUGGGCGCCAGACAAGGCGCUGCGGUGUCAGACUCCUUGGGGGUGCCCAAGGAAAGCGGCUGCAGGACAGGCUGCACAGCCACCGCUUGGGAAGGCGGCCCGGCUGAGGGGUCGACGUCCAUCAGCUCCGAAGGCGGUGGCGACUGAAGAGGGACCGCAGGCGCCGGAGCGACCACCUGGGGCGCUCCCGGAUGAAGCUGCGCGGGAGGCAUCAACGGGACGGGCUGUCGGCGUGGUAGCGGCGACGGCUGCUGCUGCUGCCCUGGGGGCGGCAGCGAAGUCGGAAGGCGCGGCUGGAACCCGCCGCGGACCAAAUCUGUGGACAAAGAACGAGCGGCAGAAUCCGGGCGGCCAGCGCGGCGCAACUGGUUCUGAUGCCUCCUGUGCAGCCCAGUAG